CUGAAACCACCCCUAUAAAAGGAUCUCCAUUUUCCUUUAGGGUUCCCAAGCUCUCUCAAAAUUUAUCUCCUGAAAUUUUUUAAAUUCAUCUUGUUGUUCUUCAAAUAUUAAGUAUUUCUCUUCCUCUUAUCUAGGAAUCCACCAUGACGGUCAUUGUUCCAGAACUGGUUGUUGUUGAAAACAACAACCUUGACCACAAGGAAGAGAUUAACAAAGAAGAAGAAGUAACAAAAGAAGAACAACAGGAUUUGAAACGUGACGGAGGAUUCGAAGUUCCGGAAAGCAAUGCUUUUGGCCAUUCUUUUAGGGAUUAUGAAAAGGAGAGCGAGAGAAAAGAAUCUGUAGAAGAAUUCUACAGAACAAAUCACAUCAAUCAAACCUAUGAAUUCGCAAUAAAGAAGAAGGAGUACUAUGAAAAGCUAGACAAAACUGAGAUGAGUAUAUGGGAAUGCUGUGAACUCCUUAAUGAAUUUGUUGAUGAGAGUGACCCAGAUUUGGAUGAACCUCAGAUUGAACAUCUUCUUCAAACUGCUGAAGCUAUCAGAAGGGAUUACCCUAAUGAAGAUUGGCUUCACCUUACUGCUCUUAUCCAUGAUUUGGGCAAAGUUUUGUUGCACCCAGCAUUUGGCCACCAACCACAAUGGAGUGUUGUUGGUGAUACAUUCCCACUUGGAUGUGCAUUCGAUGAAAAUAUCGUUCAUCACCAGUACUUCAAGGAGAACCCAGACAAUGAUAACCCACUUUACAACACAAAGCUAGGGGUUUACACUGAGAACUGUGGUCUUGACAAGGUUACAAUGUCAUGGGGCCACGACGAGUACAUGUACUUGGUGUCAAAAGGAAACAACACCACAUUACCUCCAGCUGCUCUAUUUAUCAUCAGAUUCCAUUCCUUCUAUGCAAUGCACCGGUCUGGAGCAUAUAGACACCUUAUGAAUGAUGAGGACCACGAAAUGCUGAAAUGGCUUCAUGUCUUCAACAAAUAUGACUUGUACAGCAAAAGCAAAGUGAGAGUUAACCAAGAAGAAGUGAAACCCUACUACUUGUCCCUUAUUGAAAAGUAUUUCCCUGCCAAGCUCAAAUGGUGAAGACAAAUAAAGAGAGGAGAAGGUUUAUGAGAUCAACCACGAAAAGUUAUCAUCAGUGUGAAUUCGUACGUCUGUCUACAUGUAUUAGUUUUGUUGUUGUUGUUGUUGUCCCUUGGGUGGUGAUGCUUUAGAUUUUCUAUUCUUAAUGUUGAGUAUGGCUGCAUGGGGUGUUAUUUCAUUUGGGAUGUCUUGUUCUUUUUAUCUUUUGUAAUAAACAAAACUGAGAUAGCUGCUGUAUCUAUAUGUUUUAUAUAGAGUGUAGCUUCUCUGUUUAUACCUCAUUAAGUUAAUGCUAUGAUGAGGUUCAUUUACUGUCUAUCUCUUUCUCUAGUAAUUUUCAGUUGAACA
Molecule: messenger RNA, 1436 nt
Organism: Papaver somniferum (opium poppy)
Lineage: Eukaryota; Viridiplantae; Streptophyta; Magnoliopsida; Ranunculales; Papaveraceae
Product: inositol oxygenase 1-like
Exons: 11
Coding region: 144-1088 (314 amino acids)
Biological process (GO): inositol catabolic process
Cellular component (GO): cytoplasm
Molecular function (GO): iron ion binding; inositol oxygenase activity
Source: RefSeq, a predicted model, not a curated record